Molecule: messenger RNA, 2043 nt
Organism: Fusarium proliferatum ET1
Lineage: Eukaryota; Fungi; Ascomycota; Sordariomycetes; Hypocreales; Nectriaceae
Exons: 2
Coding region: 1-2043 (680 amino acids)
Source: RefSeq, a predicted model, not a curated record
AUGGUGUCCUUUAACAUUCUCAGCGCCUUGACUUGGUUAGACUCGGCACAGAGAAUUUUGCCCGUUUCACCUCCCAUCCACUCAGUCAAGGCAAAGCUGACCGGCAAUCCUUGCAUCCAAGUCGAUGGAGUAUGGAAAAUCACCGAAGACUGCAUCGAUCCUAUAUACUCCCGGCCUGUAAUCGAUAGUGAAGCUCAUGAGACAUUGCCGAUCCCUCAUCUUCGAGUGUCAGGGCACUUCGAAGGAACAGUAGUCGACUUCAACAUCUACCUACCCGACAAUGGAUGGGAGGGUCGCUUUUUCCAACUUGUCCAUCCACUACAAAACUCAACUGCAUCUGAUCGAGAGAUUGGCUUUGGAGCAGACAGCGGAGGAUAUACCGUUCGUGCAUCUGGUCUACCAACCUAUCGCGGUGAUGCUGCUACAGCAAAGUUCAGCAUGGUGAUUGCCAGUGAGUACUACAAGCCCAAGGCCAACAAAAUUCAUGGAUAUAUCUACGGAGGUAGUGGUGGAUCUCUUGUCACCGUUGGAGCAAUGGAAAAUACGAUUGGUAUAUGGUCUGGUGCUGUGACACUUGUCCAAGCUGUACCGGUUUCUAUCAACAACUGGUCUGUUCGUGCUCUCGCGGGUCUCGUUCUUCAGAAUAAGAGUGCCGAGAUCGAGGAAGCGCUUAGGCCUGGUGGUAGUGGGGACGUCUACUCAACCUUCAGUCACACUGAAAGAAAGGUCUUUGAAGAGGCCACGGCCCUUGGUGUCCCUAUCAAAGGAUGGGAGACAUUCUACGAAACUGGGGCGUCUGAGUCACUUUGGGAGUCCAUAAGAAGUGUGUCCGGCUCGGCUGUGAUGAGAAUGGAUCCGACCUAUGUGGAAGACUUUUGGAACCAGCCGGGAUACUUGGGCACUGAAAAGUCUAAGCUUGGUGAUAUGGUUCGCGAGGAGAUGCUUGAUUACGAAACCUUGAUCACUUCUAUCAAGUAUGACGUCAACAACGUUCCUGUCGAGCUGACCGUCGGCGAGGCACCAAAAUCAACGAGAGCAUACUGGUUGGACAUCAUCAUCAUGUCCAAAGAUGGCGAGGAAAUUGGUAAGAUCACAGCUAAGGGUCAGGACAACAGUGAUAACAAGACUGUCACCCUUCACCCAAAUAAUGACACCGCAGCCCUCUCCCUUCUACAAAAAGGGACUCAAGUCCACAUAAGGAACCGAAUGUUCCUCGCCAUGCACGCACUCCAUCGUUACUCGCUACCGAAACGCGCAGGCUUCUACGGCUAUGACUAUCUCCGUGAUUCCAAGAGAACUCCCAUCUAUCCUCAGCGCUCAGUGCUUGUUGCAGAGCAAAUAACAAGGUCGGCUAGUGGCGGCGCUACUUUUUCGGGCAAGUUCAACGGCAAAAUGAUCGUCAUGGAUAAUCUGUUGGACGUUGACGCGUUUCCGUGGCAUGCAGACUGGUACAAGCACCAAGCCAGAGAGGUCUAUGGGGAUGAUAUCGAUAACAAGUUUCAUCUUCAUUACACUGAGAACGCGGACCAUCAAAUGGGUCCUGUUGAAGGCCCCAAAAGCUAUAGAGUUGUGGAGUUUACAGGCAUUUAUGAGCAGCAUCUUCGAGACUUGAGUAUCUGGUGUGAGACCGGGACAUAUUCAAGUACUCCGACCAAUUACACCAUACAUAACGGUCAAGUUCAUCUUCCAGCCACUGCCCCAGAGAGGAAAGGAAUCCAGCCUGUCGUGGGCCUCACCGUCGAUGGUAGCAAACAAGUCGAAGUCAAAGCAGGCACUACAGUUAAUUUUAGGGUGCACGUCGGGGUUCCUCCUGGCGCAGGAAAAGUUGUUUUCUCGCAGUGCGAUUUUGAAGGAACAGGUAAUUUUGUCAAGCAGAGCUUUGGAGCUGUUGCACAAUCUGUCGAGUUUACGGUUUCAUAUACCUACCAUCGACAUGGGAUUUUCUUUCCUGCCGUUAGGGCUGCUUCCCGUAAGGAGGGCAACAUGGAUUCGCCAUAUGGUUUGGCUUUGAAUAUGGGGUGGACCAAGGUCGUCGUCAUUUAG